GGAGGGAACGUUCGAACUGGAGGAGCAGGAAGCGAGAAGGACGAGGUGAAAGAAAAUCAAACGAUAACAAUUCACCAUGAUACGACCUAUAAAUAGUUGGGAGGAACUUCCGUUGGUUCAGUCUCCGCUGAUUGGUUGAAUUUGAAAAAUAUUUAGUCCGCGAGGUGAGUGGAGGGAACGUUCGAACUGGAGGAGCAGGAAGCGAGAAGGACGAGGUGAAAGAAAAUCAAACGAUAACAAUUCACCAUGAUACGACCUAUGAAGCCUAAAACCCCCCGUAGACCUGUUCCGAAGAAGCCAUCCAGCAACCAGAAAGAUCCUGUUGGUGUUUACUGUCGUGUGAGACCUCUUGGAGUGGAGGAUGAGGAGUGUUGUAUUGAGGUGAUCAGCAACACCACCAUCCAGCUACACGCUCCUGACGGACUCAAAGCCAACAGGAAUGGAGAGUUCAAGGAGACGCAGUACUCCUUCAAGAAGGUGUUCUGCAUCAAGACGUCCCAGGUGGAAUUGUUUCAGGAUGUUGCCAAGCCCCUCGUUGAUGACCUCAUUCACAGUAAAAAUGGUCUACUGUUUACCUAUGGGGUGACGGGCAGUGGGAAGACCUUCACUAUGACUGGGGCUCCAGGACAGGGAGGCCUCCUGCCCCGCUCCCUAGACAUGAUCUUCAACAGCAUCGGCCCUUACCAGGCCAAACGAUUCGUGUUAAAGACCGAUGAUAAGAAUGGUGUGGAGGUCCAGACUCAGGUGGAUGCUCUGUUGGAGCGACAGAAGAGGGAAAACCAGCCAACUGUUGUCCCUAAAACACCCUCCAGGCAGAGGCUGGACCCAGAGUUUACAGACAUGAUCAASCCAGAGGAGGCCUGCAGGGUGGACGGGGUGGACGAGGACAGUAGCUACAGUGUGUUUGUGUCCUACAUCGAGAUCUACAACAACUAUAUCUAUGAUCUGCUGGAAGAAGCCCCCUACGACCCCAUCAAACCCAAAGCGCCUCAGUCUAAGCUCCUAAGAGAGGACCAAAACCACAACAUGUAUGGCGGAUGCACCGAGGUAGAAGAGUCUACAGAAGAGGCCUUUGAGGUGUUCUGGAGAGGACAGAAGAAGAGGCGUAUAGCCAACACUCAGCUCAACAGAGAGUCUAGUCGCUCACACAGUGUCUUCAUCAUCAAGCUGGCCCAGGCUCCCCUGGAUGCAGAUGGGGACAACAUCUUACAGGAUAAGAACCAGGUGAGCGUCAGUCAGCUGUGCCUGGUUGACUUGGCGGGGAGUGAGCGCACGAGCAGGACCCGGGCAGAGGGCAACCGCCUCAGAGAAGCAGGUAACAUCAACCAGUCGCUCAUGACUUUGAGGACGUGUAUCGAAGUGCUUCGGGAGAAUCAAAUGUGUGGCACAAACAAGAUGGUUCCAUACCGUGACUCCAAGGUGACUCACUUGUUCAAGAACUACUUCGACGGGGAGGGUAAAGUACGGAUGGUUGUAUGUGUCAAUCCUAAAGCCGACGACUACGAAGAAACCAUGCUGGAUCUGUGUCUGUUCUUUCUGAACUGUGUUCUGUUUCCCCCUCUGGGUCUAGAAUCCACCCAGUCAGUGAUGCACCAACUGCUCCAGAACCUUCCCCCUCUGCCUGCCAGCGAGAUCACGGACCCCCAUGACGACGUCACUCUGCCCCGCCUCAUAGAGGCGCUGGAGAAGAGACACAAGAUCAGGCAGAUGAUGACCCAGGAGUACAACAGGGGCUGGUAGGAUGAUGACCCAGGAGUUACAACAGGGCUGGGUAGGAUGGGUGACC
Salvelinus sp. IW2-2015 is the source of this 1786-nucleotide messenger RNA. It is a transcript of the gene kif23, whose product is annotated as kinesin family member 23. Gene Ontology annotation, cellular component: microtubule; kinesin complex; nucleus. Gene Ontology annotation, molecular function: microtubule motor activity; ATP hydrolysis activity; microtubule binding. Lineage: Eukaryota; Metazoa; Chordata; Actinopteri; Salmoniformes; Salmonidae. Gene Ontology annotation, biological process: mitotic spindle midzone assembly; microtubule-based movement. The record is from RefSeq and is a predicted model, not a curated record.